Messenger RNA from Rubroshorea leprosula, 881 nucleotides. Lineage: Eukaryota; Viridiplantae; Streptophyta; Magnoliopsida; Malvales; Dipterocarpaceae. The record is from the annotation of a GenBank genome assembly.
CCUUUUUAUUCUGAAAAACCCUAGCCCCAAAUUGGGACAAAAACGCAGAAAUUCUUCCCCUUCCUGGAACCCGUUAUGCUUCUUCUCUGCUCAUCCGUUCCCCAGGCUCCACUAGCUCCGCUCUCGAGCAGAUGGCUCCACAUCCAGCGAAGAAGAGGCAACUUCGCGGAAAGGGCAGGGUAGGCUCGUCCAAAGCGGCAUAAAGAGGCGAAAACCUGAGAUUUUUGGGGAGAGAUUGCCGAAAAACAAAAACCAAAAAGGAGAGGUGAGAUCUGGGAUUUUUGGAGAGAGUCGACAUCAACAAAAAAAAAAAAAAAAAAGAAAAAAAAAAAAAGGGAAGAACUGUCUUUUGGGGAGGGUUUUUUAGGACAGUUGUUUUUUGGGGAAGAUAUUUGGUGAUUCCGAGUCUCGGUUUCAGAAGAAAAAAAUUUCUGGUUUUUGGGGCUUUUUCCCGGAGGAAGCUUUUGGUCGGUAGCUUGUGAUUCUUGCGAAGGAGUGCGGCUGGGACAAGGGGUCUGGUGUUGGAAUUGAGAACUGAUUUUUGCCUUAGGUAACCUUCUGAAAAGGGGUUUUUGGAGAGGUAGUGAGGGAGAUGAUCGGAGCUAAUCUCGUGGGUGGGAUCCCUCCGAUCGGAUGCGGAUCUGUCCUCUCCGAAAAUUUCCGUCAUGGGUGCUUUACUUUUGAUUUUCUCUGUAAAUACUUUGAUGCUCUGUGGUUAAGUUGUAUGAAUUUGCAGGAAAAUAAAUGAGAAUCAAGCAUGUUACCUUGUUUUCUGUUCGGUUUUAUCGGAGUAAAGAAGCGAUUUCAAUUUGCUAUUUUUUUUUUUUUUAAUUUAAAGAUAUUAAUUUUAUUAUUUUUUUGAAUAAAGAUGUUAAUUUUUA